CCUCCGCCGCGGGAGCCUCCGCCGGGGCCGCCAUGGCGUGCGGGGCCACCCUCAAGCGGCCCAUGGAGUUCGAGGCGGCGCUGCUGAGCCCGGGCUCCCCGAAGCGGCGGCGCUGCGCCCCCCUGCCCCUCCCCCGCCCCUUGCCCCUACCCGGCCCCGCCGCGGGCCUCCGCCUCCCGCACCCGCCACCGCCUCAGCAGCCGCCGCCCCCGCCGCCCCCACAGCCCAUGACCGGCGCCGACAGACGCCUCCCGACGCCCGAGCAAAUAUUUUGGAACAUAAAACAAGAGUAUAGUCGUUAUCAGAGACGAAGACAACUGGAGGGUGCUAAUCAGAGUGACGCUUGUGCUCCUGAGAGUCAUUCUCACUCUUCAAUACUUACAGCACCUAGUUCACCAGGUUCACCGUGGGUGAAGAAAGACCAGCCAACGUUCACCUUACGGCAGGUUGGAAUUUUGUGCGAGCGUCUGCUGAAAGACUAUGAAGACAGGAUCCGAGAGGAAUACGAGCAGAUCCUUAAUACCAAGCUAGCAGAACAAUACGAAUCUUUUGUGAAAUUCACACACGAUCAGAUCAUGCGACGAUACGGGGCCCGCCCAACAAGCUAUGUGUCCUGAAGGUUUCUUGGACAUCUGGGUACCUGGCUUGACCUCAAGAGAUGGCUGCUGUACACUUUUUGCAACUGGUUUGUUAUCACAUUUCAGCUCCAACUUUUUCCAUUCUGAGAACACUUUAACGUCUCUGCCGGUCCAUUUUUAUCUAACUUGAAAGACCUUGAAACGUUUCAGUUGCCACAACUUUCUUUUCUGACCAUAUAAUAAACUAUACUUGCUCCCUACCGUGCUCUGUACCCCCUAAACGACAACAGAAACAUAUAUGGAGCAGCACCCUAACAAAUUACGCCUCUAGUGGCCCGAAGAGCGGACACGUUCCCCGGGUUCUGUAAGCAGUAUGUGUUGUUGUUUUUGGUUUUGUUGUUUUUUUUUUUUUUAAGUUAUUAUUUGUGUUGUGCAAACUUUUUGAUCUUGGGGAUUCUGGCUGUGAAUUUGAUGCACUACAGUGGUGGUGAGGAGUGCUCUUUGGUUCAGAAAGGAUAUUAAGAGUUGUCCUAGUGACCCUAUGACUCGUAACAGUGGAUUGUUGUUUGUGUAGGUAUUGUUCAAUACAGGGAUUCCUUUGAGGCACAGACCGUUCAUUGUAACUUAGAUUGGCCAUAGAUGCGAACUGAGGACCGAGAGAGAUUUUUAGGGUCUUAGAUCCCACAUGCGGCAUGGAAUUAGUACAAAUCGGAAGAGUCGUUGAACCUACGGGCUCCACUUAACCGUGUUUUAAGCAUACUGGGACUCCAAGCCUUAAAAAUAUUCACCGGAGUCCACAGCUCACUGUGCCCCUAGCUUCUUCUCUCACCUAAACGGUAGUGAUUUCCAAGCGACGUUUCCGACCCCCCGCAAAGGAAAAACCUUCCCCGAGAGCCGUGGACUUUUGCUUGUCUGUGCACCGUCGGCGGAGGGGGACGGGGCGACGUUCCCCCGAGUGACGACAACCCCACCCCUGAGUCGGCAAGGAUAGGACUGUAGAUCCCGUGUUCCCGCUGUUUGUCACUUUCUUUCUUUCACAUUCUUCCAAGAUGGUUAAAUGCUUGGCCGCUUGAACUUUCUUCUUCUGCAAUGCCCUGUCCUAAGUUGAUAACAUGCUGUUCUUCUCCUUUGAAUUUCUAAGGCUGAGGGACAGAAAGUAACCUCUGUUUUGAGGAGGUGGAAGUUCAGUGUACAUGACUUGUGGUUUUUUUUGUUUUUUUUUUUUUUACUGUGACUUUGUCAAGGACCAUAUUCUACAACAAUGCCUUUUGUUUCAUUAUUGUUCCCCACAAGGAAAGUUAUAUUCAAAUUGUUUUUAGUUUAAGCAUAGGAUAGUAUUUUAAAUUAGGACUUGUCCUGAAAAGUAUCGAGUUCAGUUAGAACGAAUGCCGUCGCCUCUCUGGGCGGGGCGUUAAGUGGGAAGUGACUGUUCGCGAUCAGAUGGCAUAAAGAAAACUUUGCAACUAGUCACGUUUGCAGCUGCCUAUUGAUGAAUGUCUCCGACUUAAAUCUAACCAAAAACUGCAAUGUUAUUCUUUGUACAAUUUCAUUAUAUAGUGUUAAGCUGAGUUGCAACCAUUAAAAUACUUAAGCUAUUUGU
This is a messenger RNA of Ornithorhynchus anatinus (platypus), 2178 nucleotides long. RefSeq names its product akirin 1 (gene AKIRIN1). The record is from RefSeq and is a predicted model, not a curated record. Gene Ontology annotation, molecular function: transcription coregulator activity. Gene Ontology annotation, cellular component: chromatin; nucleus. The coding region runs from base 33 to 617 and encodes 194 amino acids. Gene Ontology annotation, biological process: positive regulation of transcription by RNA polymerase II; myoblast migration involved in skeletal muscle regeneration; negative regulation of skeletal muscle satellite cell proliferation. NCBI's taxonomy places the organism in Eukaryota, Metazoa, Chordata, Mammalia, Monotremata, Ornithorhynchidae. The transcript is spliced from 5 exons.